AUGAGCGUGGUUGCGAACAUGGUUGGCCUUCUGGACGAUCAGGAUUUCUCCGUCUGCAUCAGCGCGGCUCUCAGCUUGCAAGCCUUCUUCUCAAAGGAGUCGGCCUGCUUCGAGUACCUCGGUCAGAACCUCCAGCACAUCGUGGAGCGCUACAUCUUCAUUCUGCAGAAAGUGGCUGUGGAAGAAGUCAUGCAGGCCUUCGACAUCCUCAUCAACAUGUACGAAGGCCGCCUGCUGCCGAUGAGUGCCGACAUUCUGAGCAUUUUGCUGUCGGCUUUCAAGGACUACAAGAAGGACGAGGACAACGACAACGCGGUGUUCACUGCCAUGAGCACCAUCGAUUGCAUCAGCAGCAUCGUGAUUAACGGCUGCGAGAAUCCUCAGUACUACGAUACCGUGGUCACUGCCGUGAUGCCCACGAUCAUCGAGGUGUUCUCGAACAACGAGUGCGAUUUCUACGACGCCAGUCUGAUGAUCGUUCGCACCUUCGCCAACUUCUACGCCAACGCGCGCACGACGCAGAACAUGAUCUGGGAGCUCUUCCCGCGCCUGGUCUCGAUCAUCCAGAUGCAGGCGAUCGACUACAUCGGCGGAUUCUUCCCUGUGGUGGACUGCUACAUGAGCAUUCCGGGAUCAGGCAUGCUGGAUCAUCAGUUCAACGGCAAGAGCUAUCUGGAGAUGAUGUACGAUUUCGUGAGCAGCGUGGCGUUCGAUUCGGAAAUCAGCGAUGUGGAGCAGUGCUACGCGAUGGCCAUUCUGAUGAUCAUCAUCCACUAUUACAUGGAGCAGACGGACGUCGUGCUGAAGCCCGCCAUGCAGAUUGUGAUACAGUUCGUGGAGAAGAAGAAGAACGAGAUCCAGGAAUUGAUGAACAACCCUUCGGAGGAAGACGCCGAAGUGAUUGAAUACACGCUGGACGAGAUUCGUGAGAGCAUCGUUCGUGCCCUUCUCGUGGUCUGCUCUGCGAUCAUCAUCGAUCGUUCUCGCGCCAUGGCCUGCAUGCAGGAGCUCGGCUACGCGGACACUUUCCUCAUCGACAUGCUCAGCUAUCUCGACUCCUUCACUUCCUUCUUCCCUUGCAAGAUCGGCACGAUGGCGCUCGCCGCUCUGCUCGCCAUGCCGCAAGAGCAGCUCCCCGCGUCAUACCAGAACGCAUAUAACCAUAUCUUCGCUGGCAGCAUGACGCUGCUGCGCAUGGCGAACGAGACGCAGCCGAACGAAGAGGAGGAGGAGAUCGACUACAACCUGCUGCUGGAGCGGAUCCAGGGCCAGAACUUCAAGGAGAACGACUGGGGAUACGACGAUGAGAACGACGUGAAGAGCGAGGAUCUGACGGACGACGAGCUGCGCCACUUGCAGGAAAUUGGAGGCGGCUGUGGAAUGGACUUCGUGGAGAUCGACCAGGAUCUGUACAAUGCGGUGACAAAGAUUAACUACGUGGCGUAUGUGCAGCAGUGCGUGAGGAUCUUUGGAAACUCGAAGCCGGACGUGGCCAACGCGGUCUUCAAGUCUCUGACCCCGGAUAUCGCGUCGUUUGUAGAUGAGCUGAUGAAGCUGACUUUUGAGGAGGAGCAGCAAAUCGACAGCUGUUUGGAUGUCGUUUACGCGAAGAGAAAAGGGAGUUUGGGACGCUUCGCGACGAUUGGAGGUGGAGAAGCCGACGUUGGCUCCAUCGAUGACUACGUCGUAGUCAAAGGAAUCGACUGCUUUUUUGAAUUGUUGAAAGGCUUGAGAACGGUUUUGUGA
Messenger RNA from Blastocystis hominis, 1746 nucleotides. RefSeq lists its product as hypothetical. The record is from RefSeq and is a predicted model, not a curated record. Gene Ontology annotation, biological process: protein import into nucleus. The transcript is spliced from 4 exons. NCBI's taxonomy places the organism in Eukaryota, Bigyra, Opalinata, Blastocystidae. Gene Ontology annotation, cellular component: cytosol; nuclear envelope. The coding region runs from base 1 to 1746 and encodes 581 amino acids.